AUGGUCGCACUGUUGUUAGGGAAAGGGUUGUUCGCAUUGAGGGACAAGGAGAUUGAGAACCUGGCUGGCCUGGAGGGCUCCCUGACCACCCAGGACAGUGGUGGGUUCCGGGACUGGGCCUGCGCAGAUAAAUUUGGCUCCUCAGACAAGGGGAAGGAAAUCAUUAGGGUUGCCGAAUGUGUCACCUACAGUUUGACUGCACUUGGAGGAGGCAAUGAGCAGCACGGCUUUGUUGUGGUGCCAACAACAACAGGUUUCAGACUUAACUCUGUAGUGGUGCUAUUUUUGUCAGUGACUUCUGAUCCCAACCGUGCGUCCAUGCCGCUGGCGCACCGGCACGGACCAUGCGCGCCGGCCACUACUAGUAGCUGGCCGUCCCUAGCCGAGAGGCUUCGCAGGGACCGCGCCCGCAGGGACCAUAUCACGCGCAAGGCCAAGGCAUCAGGGCGCACGACCACGCUGUCCGACGUGAGUAUCCCGACGUCCCUCGGCGCCGCGGUGGACUCGCUGGAGUACGUCGUCACGCUGGGCAUCGGCACGCCGGCCGUCCAGCAGACGGUGCUCAUCGACACAGGCAGCGACCUGUCGUGGGUGCAGUGCAAGCCCUGCAACUCCUCGUCGUGCUACCCGCAGAAGGACCCCCUGUACGACCCGACCGCGUCGUCCACGUACGCGCCCGUCCCGUGCGACUCCAAGGCGUGCAAGGACCUCGUGCCUGACGCCUACGACCAUGGCUGCACCAACUCCAGCGGCACCUCCCUGUGCCAGUACGGGAUCGAGUACGGCAACAGGGACACCACGGUUGGGGUGUACAGCACGGAGACGCUCACGCUGAGCCCACAGGUUUCCGUCAAGGACUUCGGCUUCGGCUGCGGCUUGGUCCAGCAAGGCACGUUCGACCUGUUCGACGGCCUCCUCGGGCUCGGCGGCGCGCCCGAGUCACUCGUCUCGCAGACGGCGGAGACGUACGGCGGCGCCUUCUCGUACUGCCUCCCGCCGGGGAACAGCACCACGGGGUUCCUCGCGCUCGGCGCACCGACCAACAACAACGACACGGCGGGGUUCCUCUUCACGCCGCUCCACAGCUUGCCGGAGCAGGCCACGUUCUACUUGGUCAACCUCACCGGCGUCAGCGUCGGAGGGAAGCCGCUCGACAUACCGCCGACCGUGCUCUCUGGAGGCAUGAUCAUAGACUCCGGCACCAUCAUCACGGGGCUGCCGGACACGGCCUACUCGGCGCUCCGGACGGCCUUCCGGACCGCCAUGUCCGCGUACCCGCUCUUGCCACCCAACAACGACGACGUGCUUGACACGUGCUACAACUUCACCGGCAUCGCCAACGUGACGGUGCCGACCGUCGCCCUCACGUUCGACGGCGGCGCCACGAUCGACCUCGACGUGCCUUCGGGGGUUCUCAUCCAAGACUGCCUCGCGUUCGCCGGAGGGGCCUCGGAUGGAGAUGUCGGAAUCAUUGGCAAUGUCAACCAGCGCACCUUCGAGGUGCUCUACGAUUCUGGCCGCGGACACGUCGGAUUCCGGCCAGGCGCUUGCUAAGUGCUGUUGCUGUUGUCUUUCAAAAUCUCACAGUCGUUGCCAUC
Zea mays is the source of this 1598-nucleotide messenger RNA. Its product is annotated as aspartyl protease family protein At5g10770. Lineage: Eukaryota; Viridiplantae; Streptophyta; Magnoliopsida; Poales; Poaceae. Gene Ontology annotation, biological process: proteolysis. The record is from RefSeq and is a predicted model, not a curated record. The coding region runs from base 1 to 1554 and encodes 517 amino acids. Gene Ontology annotation, molecular function: aspartic-type endopeptidase activity. The transcript has 5 exons.